CGGGUGGGCCUAAAAAUGUAAACAUUUAAAAUUUGAAUCGUGAUUCGUAUUUUGUUGUUUUGGCUUCGCAAAAUUUUCAGUAUCAAUAUUCCGAAUAUUCUCUCGUAAAAAUCAGGUAAUCGUGCAAAGAUUUGCCCCACAAUGAAGGAUUCGGACGAGCUGGAGCUUCAGGUCAAUGCCGACGAAAUGUGCCGCACCUGUUUGGGCCAAUUUCCGACGGGUCAAUUGAAGCCAAUUUUCUGCAACGAAAUCCUGGACGGCAAAAUCAUCUCUUUCCCCAAGGUGCUGGAAUCUACCGUGGGAAUCAAGCCAGCGAAAAACGAAGCCUUCCCGAAAAAUGUUUGCGUAGAUUGCAAAAGCAAGUUGAAGGAGCUAUUUUCCUUCAGAGAGAAGACUACAAAAUCGUUCGAUCUGUUGUAUGAAAUAUUCGGCAUUGCAAAACCACCGGUUUCCCAACCACUAAAGAAGGAACUGAGCGUAGCGGGCACACAAACGUGUCCUUUAAUUAUCAACGAAGAAGAUUUAGAAACAUGUCAUCAAUAUCUGACGAUCACCCGGGCAGCGAAACCGACCACGAGCGAUGCGGCUUGCCAAGCUGGACCAAAGACGGAAGAAUCGCCGUGUCAAACCGAAUCGCUAGCAGUCACCAAGAAAGAUGCCUCCACACAGAUAGAUCAUCCUUCGUUGCAAAAUUUUGAGAUUUCCCCGGUUGAAGAGGAAACGGGCAGUCAAACAAACGAAACAUUGUACGUGGAAGAGACGACGGAAAUGGAUGACGAUAAUUUCAGCCAGGUGGACGUGAUUGACGAUAUGGGAGCGGCGGAUAAUAUUGUCGACGAUACGGACCUGGAGCUCGAUGACAAUGAAAUGCCGGCACUUUUGGAGCAGGAUGAGUUCAACUUCGUAGAAAAAUCAAGCGACAAAUCGGACAACCAUGACAAGGCAGAGCAAGGCAUUGAACAUGAAACUAUUGAAUACUUAACAUACGAAGUAAUUCGAGAAGAAGAAGAAGAAGAAGAACCUGAAACUGAAGUCAAAUCUAGCCGAAGUUUCAAAGAAGCUACCUCCAAAGUUGGCAUUGAGAAGAAAUGCAAUUAUUGUCAGUUUGUUUCGAGCGUUAAAUCAGCCUUCAAUGAUCAUUAUGCCAUCCACGAGCAGACAAUUGAAACUAUUUUCGAUAGAGUAGAUUACUAUCGAUGCACCAACUGUAAGGUGGUCUAUCCGACAUUGUCGAAACUACAGGACCACGCCACCACUGAAGAAUGUAAUGCAAUAGAUCGUGAAGAUUUUGAAGAGUCCAGUGAUGCGAUCGUACAUGAGCAGUUCUACAACGUGGGGUUGGACAUAUGCCUGCCAAGAAUGAAAACGUUCCACCUCAAUGAAAGGUCACAAGUGGUUUGCGGUUUCUGCAGCUUAGCUUUUGAAACGUGGUCUGAUGCUUUGGAGCACUACUCUUCAAUUCACGAAAACGAGGAAACUAGCGCUGAAGACGUCAGUCGCAUUUGGAAUACCUACGGAUAUGAUCGAAUCCACAGAUGCGGAAUAUGCAAGGACCAGUUUGCGGACGCAAGCUUCAUACGGCAACAUGUUUAUUUCCAUAGAUCGAGGUAUGACUGCCCGUACGAUUGCUCGGGAACGUUCCGGGAUUUCUUCAAGCUGACGGUACAUUUGAAUCAAAACCAUCUCUGCAAGAAAACUGGUUUGGUUGCUGACGCCAAGGUGCUGCCUUCGCAACCCGAUAUGGUGUGCCAAAUUUGCUUCAAACGGUUCACCUCCGAAGCGUCGUAUAAGGUGCACACAAAAAACCAUUUUGCAAACCGUCGCUAUACAUGUACCGAGUGCCCGAAGGCGUUCCUGCAGAAGUGUGAUCUCACCAUCCACAUGCGGUCGCACACCGACGAGCGCCCGUUUGCCUGUACGGUGCCGGGAUGUGACAAAAAGUUCCGCACUUCGAGUCACCGGCGCGACCACAUGUCCACGCAUGCCGAGGAGAAAAAGUACCAAUGCGAUAUCUGCCUGAAGCACUUCAAAGCGGAAAGAAUUCUUCAGGGCCAUAUAAGGUUACACUCUGGAUUUAGACCAUUUGAUUGUUCUGAAUGUGGGAAAACAUUUAGCCGGAAGCAUCACGUGAAGCUACACAUGAAAACUCACGGGAAGAAUGUGAAAUUCGAGUAAUCUAUAAGCAACAAAGGUAAGUUUUAUGUCCAAAACUGUAAUAAAAAUGUAGGGUAGCAACAUAAAUAUCAAUGGG
This is a messenger RNA of Aedes albopictus (Asian tiger mosquito), 2251 nucleotides long. Its product is annotated as protein suppressor of hairy wing. Gene Ontology annotation, biological process: regulation of gene expression. Gene Ontology annotation, cellular component: nucleus. Gene Ontology annotation, molecular function: zinc ion binding. Lineage: Eukaryota; Metazoa; Arthropoda; Insecta; Diptera; Culicidae. The coding region runs from base 142 to 2175 and encodes 677 amino acids. The record is from RefSeq and is a predicted model, not a curated record. The transcript has 5 exons.